AUGAGUGACCAGGCAUCCAAAGAUGCAGCAGCGAAGGCCCGCAUCAUCACUCACAUGAAUGCAGACCAUCAUGACUCAGUAGGCUACCAGGCUUACCACGGCAAGAUAUCCGAUAUAACGCUCGAGUACAUUGCUUUUGAGUGUGCCGGUCUGAAUUACAGGACGGCACUAGACCCUCCCAUGACCUCCUUCCGAGAAGCACGAGAGCGUCUCGUGCAGAUGGACAAAGAAUCCCUCGAGACACUCGGCCGAAGCGACAUUACAGUCAAAGAGUUCCUAGCACCGACUGGAGUGUAUCUUGUGUUCUUUAUUAUUGUGUCGGCAACGUUUGUGGCAUUCAGGACCAGAGGAAACUUCGAAGCUGGGAGCGCCAUCGCUGCUGUCGUGCCCGACGCGUUCGCUCGUUUCUGUUGGACGAUACAGCCAUUCAUCUGGUACGGAAUGCUCAGCAUACACAGCUUGGAGACGUGGCACAUGGCACGUGGACGACUGAGAAAGCACAACGUCAAUAUCCGAAGCCGAGUCUGGUGGUCAUGGAUGGCCACGACCUUUAUCGAAGGCGUCGGCGCGUACACCAGGUUUGACAACAUGAUUAAGGAGAAGAGGGCGGAAAAAGACAAGCAGAAGCACUGA
Aureobasidium vineae is the source of this 633-nucleotide messenger RNA. The record is from the annotation of a GenBank genome assembly. Lineage: Eukaryota; Fungi; Ascomycota; Dothideomycetes; Dothideales; Saccotheciaceae.